Bursaphelenchus okinawaensis is the source of this 309-nucleotide messenger RNA. Lineage: Eukaryota; Metazoa; Nematoda; Chromadorea; Rhabditida; Aphelenchoididae. The record is from the annotation of a GenBank genome assembly.
AUGAUGACUAAUGGUACCAUCAAGGUUAAACCGAAGACUUAUGGUACCAUCAAGGUUAAACCGAAGACUUAUGGUACCAUCAAGGUUGAAGCAAAGACUAAUGGUACCGUCAAAGCCAAAUCCAGAACUAAUGGUACCAUCGCCAAAUCCAGGACUAACGGUACCAUCAGGAAAGAAUCGAAGACUAAUGGUACCAUCAAGAAAGAAUACGUCUAUCAAACGAAGCCAACAGGCGUUUCCAAGAAGAAGGACGGUCCAUGGCUGUUGAAGGGCAAGGAGAACCUAAGGCUAAUGUACCAUAAUGGAUAA